AUGUUUCAUACGAGAUAUCUAUUCAGUUUUAUUCUCUUACAUUUGAUUUUUGCUAUUCCACAAAUCAAUCUUCAUUAUACAGAGUGGGUAAGUGAAAAUGAAAGUAAUAAUGUAUUACAACAUGAUUGUUUGCGUGUCUCUGCUUCUAUUGAUGAAGCAAAUAUUAAUCAUGAAAUUAUAUCAUUUUGUAUGAAUGAUUUACCAUCGAAAUUUCAUAUCGAAAACAAGGAUAUUUUUCCAAAGUUUACUUUUGCUCAACUUUCGAAAUUGGGUAUUACUAGUCAACAAUUAUAUGUUUGGUCAGCACCGAUCGACCUUGUUGAACGCUAUUAA
Messenger RNA from Rotaria sp. Silwood2, 333 nucleotides. The record is from the annotation of a GenBank genome assembly. Lineage: Eukaryota; Metazoa; Rotifera; Eurotatoria; Philodinida; Philodinidae.